Molecule: messenger RNA, 2949 nt
Organism: Branchiostoma belcheri (Belcher's lancelet)
Lineage: Eukaryota; Metazoa; Chordata; Leptocardii; Amphioxiformes; Branchiostomatidae
Product: tetraspanin-17-like
Exons: 3
Coding region: 1006-1944 (312 amino acids)
Cellular component (GO): membrane
Source: RefSeq, a predicted model, not a curated record
UAUAUCAGUGGCCUAGGAAGGCCGCGGAUUAAAUCUACCCUUAUCGACCGCUAUGUCCAAUGCACUGCUCUCAUCGGCUGAACGCUUCUCAAUGACGACUGCAGGGCCCCAUAGGUUGUAUUCACUCCACCCGUUAUUCCUCCGCGAUGGGGUAUUCGUGCGGUAUUACUCAUAUGUAAAGUGGGAGCUUUGUGAUCUUGUUUUUGAGCCGCUCACUCUUAGGAGGUUGUCAGUGCGGAGGGGGAAAGAUGCUGGAUUGAUGGGGUAUAUUUCUACCCGCUGUCGGCCAUCAAAAAUCUACUUUCCGUGAAAGGGCGCUCAUUCUCAAACCAUCUAUCGAUAAGUGAUCUCAUAUCAACGUCUGAUCGAUAGCCAACCGUCACGUCUGCGGUACAGGGGUAUUUUGGGAAUUCGUGAGGCCGGGACUUGCUUGCGGUGCCAAUAUUGGAGAAAAUCUUCACGGAAGACGCAGGGAAUGGAAGCGGCAAUGGCGGUGGACACACGGUCGCCUCUGAAGAUGUCGUCACUUUCAUCACAACACUCCACGAACCGUUCUCCCCUCUCGUGAGGUUGGUAUAGUCCAAGACCUGCCCCGUAUAGGGUUGGCAACAGGCGCAAGAGCCGUCAUUUUUCUGUAAAUCAGCCUGACGCUGUCCCGCACCAGGCAGCCGCCCUAACAGUUCAACUGCCGAUGUCGACAGCUAGGCUUGGAAGCGAGCCACGGUGGAUGUCGUUUGACUGAGUUGUUUUCUGCGCGCAGAUAGACUGAGGGCAUCCCUGCCGCAAUAUAUUUCCAACUCAACCGGGGAUUUCACAUCCAACACUACAAAGCAAGAAAUGCUGGCGGCGAUACUGCGAAUCGCGCGGCAUUGGCCGUCCAUAUGGAUCAACGGUGCGACUCAGAAAUUCCAUCAGUAUUGAAAUCGGAAUCAGAGCGCAGCGAGCUCCAAAUCCCCGGCGUUAACCAAUUUCUGCUGCCUCGUGAAAGUGCAGAACAGACGGACGAUGCAGACAACGGAGAAAACAUCAUCUUCUCUCGUCAUCACUGAAGACGGGAUCAUGCCUAUGGAGCGCCGUAGCCGGGUGAAGAGUCUGGAGUCGCCGAGCCCGCGGCGGCGGCGGCUCGCGGAGGAGGGACAGGUCAACCUCUGCGUCAAGUACACCAUCUUCAGCGUCAACGUCAUCUUCUGGAUCGUUGGAGGGGCGGUCCUGGCCAUCGGCAUCUGGGGCAUGGUGGAGAAACGGAACCUUUCGUCCGGAGUGGCCAGACUGACCAACGUGGACAACAGCUUCCUGGCCGUGGUCAUGGACCCGAUGCUGAUCUUCGUGGUCGUGGGGCUGCUGAUCUUCCUCCUGUCCUUCUGCGCCUGUCUGGGAUCCCUGCGGGAAAACACGUGCCUCCUGUCCUUCUUCUCCUACAGCCUGGUCUUCAUCUUCGUGGUGGAGAUCACGGGCGGGAUCCUGGUGUACGUGUACAAGGACUCCAUAGAGCAGGCGCUGGGCAGGGGCUUUAGGACUGCUAUCGUGCGCUACAUAGAGGACAGCGACCUGCAGUUCAUCGUGGAUGAGAUUCAGAUGGGACUGAAGUGUUGCGGCUCGCAGGCGUACACAGACUGGAAUGAAAACAGGUACUUCAACUGUUCCUCUCCCAGCGCCCGUGCGUGUGGCGUGCCGCACUCCUGCUGUCUGUCGGCCUCAGCCAGCUACACACAAGACCAGGUCCUCAACACGCAGUGCGGCUUCAACGCCAUCGGCAUGAAACUGGACGAGGCCCGGGACAGGAUCUACGUGCGGGGCUGCCAGAGAAGCAUCGUGGAGUGGAUCAACAACAACAUGUACCUGAUAGGCGGCGUGUUUGUGGGCGCGGUCAUACUCCAGAUCAUGGCGCUUUGUUUUGCCAGGAAACUGAUCAAUGAUAUCGAACUGAUCAAGGCGUACUGGUAGCGUCCAUUACGUAUAACUGCACUUUUUUUAUUCGGGGCGUUUGGACUGCAAAAUAUCGUGGACCUUUGUUUGAGGAAAAAUGAUCGACACUGAUGCAGAAAUAGUUGCCCCUAUACUAGUAUGUGGUUUCGCGUGCAAGACACUUGGUUUACGUGAUCGUUCUUCGCGAGAAAAGACAUCGAAGGUGCUAAGGAGGACCUCCCAAAUUGUGUUGCCUGUCGUGUUUAUUAUAAGCGGACUUUUGUACUUUGUUUCAUUGUCACCAUAUAUUAGUACUCCUUCACUCGUGUUAACACUUAGGAGAUCGAUCGCCAGAUUUGAUAGUCAUCUACAUCAGUAUCUAUGCGUGCUAUUCACCUAUUUUCUUACCCUUCAGUCUAUGUAUUAAAGUUUGAUAAGCAGAUAGAAACAGAUACCAGAUGGAACACCUAGCGAUCCGAGGAGAAAGUGCAUCGACUUUCUCCGCCCGGUUUCAGGAAGUUCUUCCUAUGCAGCGACUAUUACCAUGUUUCUUACAGAGGAAACCGGCGUUGACCAUGUACAGAGACAGAGAUGUGAUUCCUACUGACGAAGAUACUUAUAUCCUGUUGUUAAUCAUGUGUAACGAAAGUGCCAUGUCUUUGAUAAUUGUUUCUUCUUAUCGUGUUCACUUUUAUUUUGAUGUAAAAUCGCAAGUUUUCGUGAUAAUCACCUAUACUGUGUCAUACUACUAUGUGUGUGCCAUACCAGCAAAAUGGCAAUGAAGUGGUUGUAUAUAUCGACGAGAUGGAUUGGUCAGAUCUCGUCAUGAGAUGCACGUCAAAGCCAACUCGAUCAAUGAAAACUUUCGUUGUAGAAGCCUGCAACCUAUAUUCACAGCCAAAGCCUGCGCUGUUCUCGAGUUUCUCUUACGAGAAAGAUUUUUUGUAACCAAUAAGUGAAAACCUUCGAUGUAAAAAGUUAAUAUGUACAAUACAUUGUGUGCAUAAUGUUUUGAGUGUCCAAAUGAUUGACUAUUAAGAUUAC